Molecule: messenger RNA, 2258 nt
Organism: Acomys russatus (golden spiny mouse)
Lineage: Eukaryota; Metazoa; Chordata; Mammalia; Rodentia; Muridae
Gene: Plk1
Product: polo like kinase 1
Exons: 10
Coding region: 137-1954 (605 amino acids)
Biological process (GO): regulation of cytokinesis; mitotic cell cycle; protein phosphorylation
Cellular component (GO): nucleus; centrosome; spindle pole
Molecular function (GO): protein serine/threonine kinase activity; protein binding; ATP binding
Source: RefSeq, a predicted model, not a curated record
UUAAAUCCCCGCGGCCAAUCAGCAACGCGCAGGCCCUUGUAACGUUCCCAGCGCCGCGUUUGAAUUCGGGGUGGGGCGGAGCAGAGCAAGUCCCUCUGCACCGGCCCGGCCAGGUCCGUGGAGCAACUUCGGCAGGAUGAAUGCAGCGGCCAAAGCUGGAAAACUGGCUCGAGCACCACCCGACCUCGGGAAAGCCGGCGUCCCGGGAGAUGCAGCUCCCGGUGCCCCAGUGGCCGCCCCGCUGGCCAAAGAGAUUCCGGAGGUCCUAGUGGACCCCCGUAGCCGGCGGCAGUAUGUACGAGGCCGCUUUCUGGGUAAAGGAGGCUUCGCCAAAUGCUUCGAGAUCUCAGAUGCAGACACAAAAGAGGUGUUCGCAGGCAAGAUCGUGCCUAAGUCUCUGCUGCUUAAGCCUCACCAGAGGGAGAAGAUGUCUAUGGAGAUCUCCAUUCACCGCAGCCUCGCACACCAACAUGUCGUAGGCUUCCACGGCUUUUUCGAGGACAGUGACUUUGUGUUUGUGGUUUUGGAGCUCUGUCGCAGGAGGUCCCUCCUGGAGCUGCACAAGAGGAGAAAAGCGCUGACGGAGCCCGAGGCCCGCUACUACCUGCGGCAGAUCGUCCUGGGCUGCCAGUACCUGCACCGCAACCAGGUCAUUCACAGGGACCUUAAGCUGGGCAACCUCUUCCUGAACGAGGAUCUGGAGGUGAAAAUAGGGGAUUUUGGCCUGGCCACCAAAGUGGAAUAUGAAGGGGAACGAAAGAAGACCUUGUGUGGCACUCCUAACUACAUAGCUCCCGAGGUGCUGAGCAAGAAGGGACACAGUUUUGAGGUGGAUGUGUGGUCCAUUGGGUGCAUCAUGUAUACCUUGCUAGUGGGAAAACCACCUUUUGAGACCUCAUGCCUAAAAGAGACCUACCUCCGGAUCAAGAAAAAUGAAUACAGUAUUCCCAAGCACAUCAACCCAGUGGCCGCCUCCCUCAUCCAGAAGAUGCUUCAGACAGACCCCACUGCCCGCCCCACCAUUCACGAGUUGCUCAAUGACGAGUUCUUCACUUCUGGCUACAUACCCGCCCGUCUCCCCAUCACUUGCCUCACCAUCCCACCAAGGUUCUCAAUAGCUCCCAGCAGCCUGGACCCCAGCAGCAGCAGGAAGCCUCUCACAGUUCUCAAUAAAGGCGUAGACAACUCCUUGCCUGACCGUCCCCGGGAAAAAGAGGAACCAGUGGUUCGGGAGACAGAUGAGGCCAUCGAGGGCCACCUUAGUGACAUGCUACAGCAGCUGACCAGCGUCAAUGCCUCCAAGCCCUCAGAGCGAGGGUUGGUGCGGCAAGAGGAGGCCGAGGAUCCUGCUUGCAUCCCUAUCUUCUGGGUCAGCAAGUGGGUGGACUAUUCGGACAAGUAUGGCCUUGGUUACCAGCUGUGUGACAACAGCGUAGGGGUGCUCUUUAAUGACUCCACACGUCUCAUCCUCUACAACGAUGGGGACAGCCUGCAGUACAUAGAGCGUGAUGGCACAGAGUCCUACCUCACCGUGAGCUCCCACCCCAACUCCUUGAUGAAGAAGAUCACUCUCCUCAAGUAUUUCCGCAAUUACAUGAGCGAACACCUGCUAAAGGCAGGAGCCAACAUCACACCCCGGGAAGGUGACGAGCUGGCUCGGCUGCCCUACCUGCGAACGUGGUUCCGCACACGCAGCGCCAUCAUCCUGCACCUCAGCAAUGGCACCGUGCAGAUUAAUUUCUUCCAGGACCACACCAAACUUAUCCUGUGUCCCCUGAUGGCAGCGGUGACCUACAUCGACGAGAAGAGGGACUUCCGAACAUACCGCCUGAGCCUCCUGGAGGAAUAUGGCUGCUGCAAGGAACUGGCUAGCCGCCUGCGCUAUGCCCGCACUAUGGUAGACAAGCUGCUGAGCUCACGCUCUGCCUGCAAUCGCCUCAAGGCCUCUUCCUAGGUCUCUCCUUUGGACUGGUGCCCCUUUAGUCUGCUAGCUCUGGGCCUGCGCUGCUGGCCUCCCGGCGCUACUGUUCAGUGCCCCUGGCCCUGGGAGCUAGGCAGUGAGUAGUUGCCCCCUUGAAGGGGUUGCUGUGUAAGUUAUUUUUGUACAUGUUUGGGUGUGGGUUUAUAACCUCUUCCUCUGCCCUCAGCCCACUGUAUGAAUUGUAUAGAUAUUUCUAUUGCAUAUGAGACUGCCCUUUCCUUAGCUUUAUAUACAUUAAAUAUAUGUACAUCUCUCUCUCUUUCUCCUUUUUUUUUUU